UUCAGUAAAGAUGUACCCUCAUUAUGUUAUAUCACAUCAUAGUUGGUAAGAAAGAAGUACGUUGCUACUUGAAAUGCUAAGCAUCAUCAUGAACUUGACCCUUGUUGUGACUUUAAUAUUUAAUGUUUAUUAAACCUUUUUUGUUGUUGAAAGUUUGGAAGAACAUAUUUGAAUGAUUGUAAUUCAUUCUAUUUCACGACAUUAGUUAUAAAACAUGAUAAUGGUAGUUGUGUCGUGGUUUCUUUUUAUCUAAUUAAACAUUAAGUUAUCUUUUAGUAUAAUAGUAACGUAUUUCAUGUCUGCGAGGAUAUGAACUGUCCGCUUUUUAUUUUCGUGUAUAUACACAAACAUACCUACGUUCUCUUUAACAAGAAAAUAAAAGUGAAGCUAUUUAAUCAGCACCUAAUUGUUGUGGGAAGUUCAUAGAAAAAUAUGUUAUAAGUACUGAAAACAAGUGAGCCUAGAUUGUAAGGUGUUACGCAUAGGUGGUGAUUUAACACCAAUAAAUUACUCCGUAAUUCAUAACUGAUUGCCCUUAAUAAGCCGGCGUGCAAGUAAUUUUAAUUCACUGAAGAAUUUCUUAUAAACGUCACACAUUACUGCGCCUUGUGCCUUGAAGCCGCGGGACAUAGAAAUGGAGCUGAAAAUUAACGUCAAUGAGGAGAAAAAAUACAAGGGUUUUAAUGAAACCUUCAAGCUGUGCGCUUUCUCUCUCGCCUUUGCUUUCCUCUACCCAAACAGAACCACAGCUCUCAAGAGAUGCAUCACGAUCACUCUGAUCGUCACUUUCUGCGGCGGUCAGUUGUUUUGGUUCAUCACCUACACCUUCAAAUGCCUCUACACUUUGGACAUCUACAACUUUGCUAGAAACAUGACAUUGGCUGUUGUUCUCGUACUUUUCUUCAUAAAAACAUAUUACGUAAUUUACGCUACGAGCAAGUUUGCGCCGUUGCUGGACAAAAUAUCAGAGGAUCUUCUGGUAGCCAAUGAUUUAGAGGAAGAAUACCAAAAACUAUACGAUGAGCAUAUCAAAAUCGCAAAAGUUGGUGAGAUUUCCUGGUUGCUUAUACCGACGAUCAUGAGCGCUUUGUUUCCUAUAUAUGCUGGAUGCUUGAUGAGCAUAGAGAGUAUUCAGACGGACGACUAUGAGAGGCGCAUGGUGCACGACAUGGAGCUGCUCUUUGUGGAAGACAUCCAGAGCGAAACGCCCUUCUUUCAAUGCAUGUUUGCGUACAAUUGCGUGCAAUGUGUUGUUCUGGUACCCAACUACUGCGGAUUCGACGGUUCGUUCUGUAUAGCGACAACUCAUCUGCGACUCAAGUUAAAACUGAUGGUCCUUAAAAUGGACAACGCUUUUAAACACUCAAAGAGCCGUCAAGAAUUGAGAACGAGAAUGUAUGAAGCGAUUAAAGAUCACCAGGAUGCGUUGGAUUUUUACGUUCAGCUGCAAAAUGUGUACGGCCCUUGGCUGUUCGCUGUAUUUCUAUUGACGUCCUUUAUGAUAUCGUUUAACUUGUACCAAAUUUAUCUACUUCAAAGAAUUGAUCCAAAAUACACAUCGUUCGGAGUGGUUGGAGUACUUCACAUCUACUUGCCAUGUCACUACGCAAGCAACUUGACGGCGAUCAGUGAAGAAAUUCCAGACGACCUUUACUUAGUUAAAUGGGAAUCCUGGGCAGACCCAGUAGCGACUAAGCUUCUUAUAUUCAUGAUUGCAAGAGCACAAAAGCAACUGAUCGUUACCGGCAUGGGGCUGGUUGUGUUCAACAUGGAGCUCUUCAAAUCAAUCCUGCAAACAUCUUACUCUUUCUUUACUCUUAUAACAGCUUAGAUACGCAGAAGAAAAAACUUUUUUUUAUAUAUUGGCACAUAUUUUACUGAUUGUUUGUUCACUCGGCUGCUGACGUAAGGCGUUGUGGAAUCAUAUCUUGCUUUCACAACAAAUAGUCCUGCUCUAAAACUUCAGCAUUAAGAUACUAAUAUAUCAUUUUAUCUCGUCUAUUCUUCUUCUUUUCUCUCUCAUAUUUUUAUCUCUUUCAUGUUCUCUAUUAUCUACCUUAAAAGCUUUUUUUCGCACAUAAUUCCUGUUACAAAAACACACACAUUCACGAUGAAUAAAUUUUAGAACUAUAAUAAACCCCUUUUUUGUUUUAUUCACUUUUGUGUAGUAAUUAAACAUCGAUGACAGCCAUAAUGGUCGUAAA
Molecule: messenger RNA, 2204 nt
Organism: Trichoplusia ni (cabbage looper)
Lineage: Eukaryota; Metazoa; Arthropoda; Insecta; Lepidoptera; Noctuidae
Product: odorant receptor 94a-like
Exons: 2
Coding region: 635-1831 (398 amino acids)
Biological process (GO): sensory perception of smell; detection of chemical stimulus involved in sensory perception of smell
Cellular component (GO): plasma membrane
Molecular function (GO): olfactory receptor activity; odorant binding
Source: RefSeq, a predicted model, not a curated record